AUGUCCUCCACCCGCAGUCUUCUGGAGGAGGCCCUCGCUGCACCAGACACACCUCCGGCAGAGUUUGCUGCAGACGCGGCUGCCUUUGCUCCAGCCUCCACACCCUCGCUAGUGGCUGCUCUGGAGGCUCCUUCACCGCCGCCGAGUUCAUCGUCGCCGCCGCCGAGUUUGUCACCGCCGCCGGGCCCGUCACCACCGUCGGGCUCGUUGCAGGCGCAGUCGUUGGAUGCGGCUGCAAGCCAGGCGCCAGUUCCGGUCAGCGACGCUGCUGCCGAUGGGCUGACCCGGGUCUCGCCGCUACGGGCGGUACCGGCCGACUCGCCCGAAACGUCUGGCAUUGUCCGGCUCUCGCUGCUCAAGAGCAUUUCGGCGUACAUGACCCGGCCAAAGCUGCAGUCGCGGAUGGGCUUGCCAACUGUGGUAGCGCUCGCAGCGCCCCCGCCCGCGCCAGAGCCGACUGCGUCGCACCCGGUGCUGCUCCUCGGCUCGUCACACGGCCUUGUGCUGCGGUUUAUGGCACGGACGGCGGCAUCGGGCAAGCGAGGCUAUGUGCUCGCCAACGUGCUCGGCUCGCUGGGCUCCGGCCCAGGCAUGGCCCUGGGCGCCAUCACCGCCAUCGCCGGUGGCUACUCGCCGGCCCACUUUGGCGAGUUCCAGGUCGUCGCCGCCGGCCACGCCUCAGGCGCACUCGUUCUGUGGAAUGCUGACGACGCUCGGCCGCUCAAGGUUCUUGACACGCUCGCGUCGCCAUCACCGGUCGCGCUCGCGAGCCUGGUUCUCGACAAGCCGGCAGUGCUUUGGGGCGACGCCUCCGGCGCGCUCUCGGUCACCUCGUUUAGCAAGGCGCUGCUCGGCUGGAAGGCCGAGACCGGGGUCCUCGUUGACGGACAGGCCGGGCGGGUGCACGACCUCAAGCCGCUGACCAGCGGCCGGAGCCUGGCGCCGCCGCAGAUCGCCUCCUCGUCGCUCUACGCCGUCGCCACCGCGGUCUCGGUCUCGGUCAUUAGCCUGCACCCAAAGACACGGGUUGUCUUCCGCCUCCCGUCGGCGACCAACGCUCCAGCCAGCGCAUCCGUCGGCGACUUUGGCCGCGCACAGCGUGGAGUCUCGCUGACCUCGAUCGCUUGCGACGAUGUGUCUGGACUUGUACCGGUCGCCGAGCGGCAGGCAAGCCUUGGCCCGCCCACGACCGCCGCCGUUGUCGAGUUGCGCUUCCUGUCGUCGUCGGUCCUCCUCGCGCUCACCUCGAACCUCACCAUCGUCUUUGUCGACGCCCACAGCCUCGCGCCGCUCGAGACGAUCUCAGUAGUCUCACUCGACCUGGCGUUCGAGACUGCACCCGACGGCGCAGUCUCGUACGCGCCAUGUCUUGCUGUGAGCGGGCGGACCGCCUUUCUGCUCGGCAUGGGCGGCCUGUACAAGGCUGCGGUUCUUACAUGGGCCGAGCGGGUCCAGGGCCUUGCGCAGCGCGGUAAGUUUGUGUCGGCGCUUCGCCUCGCUACGGCGUUCUACCGCGGAACCGGCGCGGCCGCUGUUGGCCUCCCGCUGCCCCACGACUCGCCACAGGCCAAGGCGACCAUCGCCAAGCUCAUUGCCGAGCUCCUGGUUGCUUACGUCGAACUGUUCAACGCGGCGCUGGCAGCCGAGGCCGGCGCUGGCCUCGAGACCAAGGUCUCCGCUCUGACCUCGCUUGUGGUCGAGACCUGCGUCCUCAUCCGCGCUACCGACAAGCUCCUUCCGCAGCUGUACGAGGCCUGCUGCACCGAAGCUCUUGUCCGCGACCUCGAGUCUGGCGAGCUGCUCUCGCCGCGCGAGACUCUCCUCCAGACGCUCGAGCCGUACCUGCUUGAUGGCCGGCUGCGAAGCCUGGCGCCAGUGUUGAUGCACGACUUUGUCGAGCUCUACGCCAAACUCGGCAAGCUGCAGAUUGUCUCGCGGUGCAUCCUCAACAUGGAUCUGCCGUCGCUCGACUUUCACCAGGUCGUCACUCUCUGCCGCUCAGCUGGCCUUUGGGAGGCGCUCAUUUACGUCUUUACCGCGGGCCUUGGCGACUACCUCGCGCCGCUUGACGACAUGUUCCGCGCCUGGCUCGCCGCCCAAAGCCGGGGCAGCGAGUCGGAUCUCGGCUACAAGCUCCUGCUCUACAUUUCGUACACGUUACAGGGCCGCGCCUUUCCCACCGGCGCCAUACCCGACGACCACGACCCUGUCCGGGUCAAGCUCUCGAUGGUGGCGUGGGUGCUCAAGCCCGGAGCCGACGGCUCGCCGCCGCCGCUCAACGCGCUGCUGCAGCUGGAUGCGCGCGAGGCGACCAAGGUUCUGGAGGGUCCGUUUCUCGACCCGGUGCUGCGCGCUGCCGGGCUCGAUGCGCGCCAGGCUGCGCUCCACGUUCUCGACACCGUGGUGUGCGACGAGUCCGAGUGGAAGCUCAUGAUCUCUGCUGAGGCCAAGACCGUGGCGCAGCCGCCAGCGCACGAUCCGCGCCCGCCGUUUGAACCGCAUGUUGUUGCUGCUGUCUACACGUGGUUGGCCAACCUCGCGGUCGCUGGCGCUCUUGUUCUUUCGCCGGUCUUUGCCGACUAUGUCAUGAUCUAUUUGGUGAGCUUUGACACUGCCGAGCCGCGCAUGGCGCACGCUCACGUAGCCGCCGUCGUGUCGCUGCUCAACGCCGAGGUGGCGCGUGCUGAGCGCGUGGCGUCGGAUGCGGUUCCUGACUCGAGCCUCAUGGCCGUGGUGGCACCGGGCGACGGCGCGCCGCCACUUCACGCUCGCUUUGCGUCACUCAAAAAAGCCGCAACCCGGGCGGCUGCGCACCGAGUCAUCGAGGUUCUCUGCCGGCUUGAGGGCGACACCGGCGGCGUGCUCGACGCCUAUCUCGACGAGCCGGCGCGGGCCCCGCAGGUCUUUGGCGUUGUGCGUGAGCUGCUGGUCACUGCUGCAGUGGCCGACGGCGACGGCGACGACGAAGACGAUGAGUACGACGACGAGUCGGAUGGCUCGGCGUCGGACGAUGUCGAGCACCUGGUGCGACUGGGUCUCCGGCCAGCACCGGGCCUGCCGCGCUCGAGCGCGCCGCUGGCAUCGCCGCUCGCGAGCGUCAAGGCUGCAGUGCUAGCGCGGCUCUCGGCGCUUGUCCAGCUCGACUCAGUCCAGGCCGGCUCGCUCAUUGUAGACCACUUUGCUGACGAGCACGAGCAGGUUGUGAGCUCGCUGGAGCGGUUUCCGCGGCUGUUGUACAACUACCUCAAGGCGCUGCUCGACGGCCCGCAGGCGAUGCUUGAUCCCGAUGUUGCGGUCGGGAGCGGCGAGACCGAGACGGUGGUCAUGGCGUCGCCAAGCUCGGCCGCGGCGUGGGGCUCGUCGCUUGGCGGAAAAGGGACGAGCGGGCGGCGUGCGCGUGCACGGCGUGCGCGUGCACGGCGGCGCGCAGCCGCCCGUGACGAUCCGGCGUUUCUUGCCUCGUUGCAGGAAAAGUACGUGGCACUGAUGUGCGCGUAUGAGCCGAGCAAGGUCCUCGAGUUUGUGCAGAGCCACGACUCGUACCGACUUGACGUUGUCCUCGCCGUCUGCUCCAAGCACGGGGUGACCGAGGCGACGGCAUAUCUGUUGGAGCGAACCGGUGACGCGUCGGGCGCCGUCGACCUCGUCAUGCGCAGGUUCGACGACGCCGUCGCCGCCAGCGACUCCGAGGCGCUGCACAAGAUGUUUGGCAUGGCCAUUGGAGUGUGUCAGCGGACGACGCAGCGUGAGGACGACGAUGCUGAGUCGCGGGCGCUCUGGUUCGGACUGCUAGACAGGACGCUCGAGCCGGGUAGUGGCGGGGCAAAGACAAGCCUGCUAAAGCCGCUCAUGCUCGAGGUGCUUGGCGGCAUGGCCGGCCACGUCUCGCUCACUGCGUUGCUGACCAAGAUCUUACGCGAUCAUGGUGACCGCGAGUACGGUGAGUUCCAGGACGUUAUCGUUGGCAUUAUGGAGUCGUAUCGCUACGAGUCUGUCCUGCUGCAGACGACAAACAAGCUCCUUGCCCGCGACGGACACUCAUACGUCCAGCGGCUGGUCCGGCAGCUCUCCAAGCCGUGCGUCUCGACGCUCACCAAGUGCGCCAUGUGCGGCGCAUCACUCCGGAGUGCGGCAGCUGAUCUGGUCACCAAGGUCUUCAAGUGCGGCCACGAGUUUCACCAAGAGUGUGGCCACGGGCUCGACGUCUGUCCUACCUGCUCGGGUGGCUCCGGAUUCUCGGCGGCGUCGGCCGGCUCGGCCGAGGCUCGCCGCAAACGCGAGCGCGACGACGCGCGUCGGUCGGCGGCUGACCCCUCGCUUCACAUCAAGCGGGCGAAGCGGUUUGCCCGCUCGAUGGCCUCGCGCGACAUGUACACCGUCCGCCGCAUGGACGCCGUCGUCGACGACGCCAACUACGACUCGGGCCUCCAGCUCAAGACCAAGCGCGAGCCCGGAAGCUUGCCCAAGGCCCCGCUGUUCUUUGCCGCCGUUGACGAUUCCGAUUCCGAUCUGUUUGACUAUGACUUUGGGUACUAG
This is a messenger RNA of Thecamonas trahens ATCC 50062, 4536 nucleotides long. RefSeq lists its product as uncharacterized. The transcript is spliced from 4 exons. Gene Ontology annotation, cellular component: late endosome; HOPS complex. Gene Ontology annotation, biological process: endosomal vesicle fusion; protein targeting to vacuole; vesicle-mediated transport. The record is from RefSeq and is a predicted model, not a curated record. Lineage: Eukaryota; Apusomonadida; Apusomonadidae. Bases 1 to 4536 code for a protein of 1511 amino acids.